This is a messenger RNA of Drosophila willistoni, 1349 nucleotides long. RefSeq names its product fibrillin-2. The record is from RefSeq and is a predicted model, not a curated record. The transcript has 3 exons. Lineage: Eukaryota; Metazoa; Arthropoda; Insecta; Diptera; Drosophilidae. Bases 42 to 1259 code for a protein of 405 amino acids.
AUUCGCAUGAAAAUAUUUGCAAAUUCAAAAGUGACAUCAUCAUGAAAUCAUCGUCAGGGUCACGAUUAUUAGUGCUGGCCAUCAUAUGCCUCGUCCAGUGUUUUCCCCAGGCCCAGAGUCAGUUCAAGACUGCUGGCAUCAAGACGCGUCAAUAUGCACCUCCAUCGGGUAAUCUUCAAUUGUCCAGCAAUGUCACGGAAUCAAAUCAGACCGCUCAUAACUAUGGUUGGAGCACUUUUGUGCCUGCCGAAACGUAUGAAGGCUCGGCCAUGCCUCCGCUCUAUGGCCACUAUGUGCAACCGCAAAAUACACCCCCGGUGAAUCGUGGUCCAGAAGUUGUAGACGAAAUAGCAUUGUUCAUAAACAAAACUCGCUCAUCAAUGGCCAGCGGUGUGUGCUAUAAAGAAGUUCCAACCGCCUCGUUGCUGCGUAAUUCUGGUGACAAGUUCAUCGGCAAUGGAACUACCCCGGAUAUGAGUCAGAUUCAAGUCUGUUGCGAAGGUUACGAACGUAAUCCCCAUAUAUACCGUCGGUGUGAGCCAAUUUGCGCAGAUGAUUGCCCCAAUGGCAUUUGUACGGCUCCCAAUACAUGCGUCUGUAUUCCGGGCCAUGUCCGCACCACUGAGGGUAAAUGCAUCUCCACUUGUCCCUUGGGCUGUGGCAACGGUGUAUGCGAUGAGCAUAACGAAUGUCGUUGCCGUGAUGGCUACAAACUCGAUCCAAUUAGUCGCAAAUAUUGCCAGCCGGAAUGCAAUCCUGGUUGUGCCCAGGGUCAUUGUGUGGCCCCCAACAAAUGUGAGUGCCUGCCGGGUUACCGCCAGGCGGCAGAUGGAAGCUGUACUCCAGUAUGUGAUCGAUGCGACAAUGGAAAAUGCACUGCUCCGGGACAUUGUACUUGCAAUACUGGCUAUCUGAAGGUGGCUGGCAAUUGUGAACCCAUAUGCGAACAGCCUUGUAAAAAUGGACGUUGCAUUGCUCCCGAUACUUGCGAGUGCGCCAAUGGUUUUGACUGGGAUCGUAAGACUGGCCAAUGUGUUCCCCAUUGUGAUAUACCCUGUUUAAAUGGCGUUUGCGCAGGUCACAAUCAAUGUGAAUGCAAGCCCGGCUACAUUCUGGAUGAACAUCAGCGGAAUAUCUGUCAACCACAUUGCCCGCAGGGUUGUCCUAAUGGUUUUUGCAGUGCACCAAACUUUUGCAUUUGCCGGCCGGGAUUCAUUAAAAGCGGCAUCAAGGGACGCCAGAGUUGUCAGGCGAUUUAAAUAUAAUUGUUAGCACAUCUUGUUUGGUUUUAUUAACUGAGAUUAAACAGACGCCCCACAAGGGCAUUAAAUUCAUAACUAAGUUGGUAA